This is a messenger RNA of Linum trigynum, 3227 nucleotides long. NCBI's taxonomy places the organism in Eukaryota, Viridiplantae, Streptophyta, Magnoliopsida, Malpighiales, Linaceae. The record is from the annotation of a GenBank genome assembly.
AUAAAAUUUUAAUAAAAAUGUUAUAUGUUCUAUAACUUAAUUAUUUUCAUUAUUAACUGAAAUUCUAUAACUAUUACCUACUAUAUGCAUCAAAUGGUAUACUUUUUCUAACCUAUUUCUUACAUUAUUAACCAAAAUUCCUUAACUAUUACCUACUAUAUUCAACAUCUCAUCAAUCUACAUUAUGCAAAGGUUCCAUAAAAGUAUGUUAAUUUUUACAUAUAAAUAUAAUCAACUGUGAUGUUUUCACAACAUGAUUUAUUAUUAGACCACACAUUGCAUGAGAUUUACUUCAUUCUACAGCUACGUAAAGUAAAUGUAUACUAUGUAAAAAUUAUGGAGGAAUAGUUAUUUUUAUGUAUCAAUUAAAGUAACAUAUUACGUAAUCUUCUGUAAUGAUCAAAACACUAUGUAAAGUUUAUAUAGAUAUUUUACCCAAACUAUUUCGAAAAUUAUUUGAUUUCAACUACAUUAUCAAAUGAAUGGAUGAAAUUUAAAUAUAAUUAAUUCAUUACCGCCGCGAAGCGCGGGUCAAAAAACUAGUAAGAUAUAUACCGCAAUCGAGGUCUCCGUUUAACAAUCCAUUUUGGGAUUUUUACCCUGAAAUGAUUGUGACUGAGAUCCAAGAGGUAUAACCCGUAGCCUGAAUAAUGAAUUUCAUCAGCAGCACCAGAAGUCCCAUCUUGAUCAUACAAGGUCCCUCCCAAUUGAUUUCUCUACAAAUAAACUUCUCGCAUCUUCGGUGAAAUAAAACCGGGUGGCAGACCUCCCGAAAUCUUAUUCCUUGACAGAUCUCGUCAAUUCGCCCGGUGGCGGUUUGCUGCGAGUGGAGGAGACUUUGGAGGAGCUCCUCGUCGAUCGCCGGCUGAUCGGAGACGGUCGAUGAUUGCGUAGACUUCUUUGGCGCCAUCUUCUCGAAUCACGUUAGUCGCAGAGCAAUCAGGCUCUGAUACCAAUUUGUUACGUGUAUUUUCUCCGGUGAGAACCUUCAUGCAACGUUCGUCGUCGAUGUUAAAAGAUAUUCGUAAGAAAGAGAGUUAGAACGAAGAGAAUAUCCAGAGUAACGAAGAUAACUACAACUACUAUUGAAUUUCAAUCUUCAACAUAUAUCAUUAAACCAUAGAAUGAGUAAAUAUUUAUAGAUAUAGAAGAUCAAAACAUGACUCCUACUCCUAUAAAGAAAUAACUAACAAUAAACCAAAUUCUAGACAAAUAACAAAAGAUAAUCCAAAACCUACUGGAACAAGGAAAUAAAACGGGUACCACCCUUCCUGCCGCUAUAUAUAAACCUUGGAUACUGCGGAGGCUGUUUCUCUGGAGAACAGUUUGCCAUCUCCGAUGAGUGGCAUCGACUCGACAGUAGCAACGAGCUCAGCCCGUCCGCUGCCGGCUUAUCCCCUCCGCACCGCAGCUAGUUCAAAUGCUUGGAAACUUGGUGUUUGCAGAGGCCGCCGACCUACGCCACAAGAGACAGCGAGCAGCUGAAGAACGACGGCCGGUUAGCUCAAAAUCGGAGUACUCCCCCAUCACCGACAUCCCCGACAGUCUCCUCAUCCACAUCCUGCAACGCCUUCCGAAUCCCAGAUCGGUCUGUGUGUGCAAAUCCGUCUGCAAGCUCUGGAAUUCGCUCAUCUCCGAUCCGGACACCCUCGCUCAGUUGGUGUCUCGCCACAGGAUCAAUCUCACCGGCAGCGCCGAAAUAGAGCUGUUGAUCUAUUUCGAUCGGCCCCAAACGCACGAAUCAAUCAUUAGGAGUACCCUUCCUCCGAAUCUGCUCUCCAAAAACAAUGAUCUCUAUGGCGACCGCUACACUUUCCAAGUCAUCUCAUGCUGCAACGACUUGCUCCUCUGCGGGAGGAUUCGAUCUAAGAACAGGUACCGCAGGAGGUUCUUUGUUUGCAAUCCGUUUACAAAGCAAUGUGUCGCUCUCCCUCUGGUCCCUCUAGGCCUCUCAAGAGGCGGGUUCGAAUUUGGAACUCAUCUAGACGGAGGUUUUGAGCUGGACGCAUCCCUAAUUGGAUUUGUUUGCGAGCCCUGCUUUCAUUAUAACGAUGAUGGUGGUGGCUGUAGCAGUAGCAGUCAUAAUAAUGUAGUGAGGCAGAAUCCCAAGUUCCGAUUCCGUGUAGUGUUCAUAUUCAGAGGUCUUAUCGAUCUUGGAGUGACCACUUUCUGCUCCGAGAAGUGGGAGUGGAAGUAUGCUAGUUUUGCGUCCCCGUCGGCCGCAUCUGAACAACCCGUUCUACCUUCCACGGCUCCCUAUAUUGGCAUCGGCAAUGCUCACUCUACCACCAUUGCUGGUAGUGGAAAUAAGCUGUUUUGGAAGUCUUCGAAUGCCAAAGUUGCUGUUUUCGAUCCUUUCAACGAGGGAGCUCGGCCAAAUAUCAAUUUGAUCGAUUCUUCUGGUUUAUGGUUGAAUGAUACUGUUGACAACAAUUUCUUGGUUGGGGUUUCCCAGGGCUUUUUGCGUGGGAUGGUGUUUCCACGCCCAGGUCCAUCAACCAACAGUAAAGAAGGAUCCUUUAGUCUUUGGAAGCUGCAAGAGUUCCAGGUUGGCCGGUUUAAAUGGAGCUUGGAUUACAAGGUGCCCAUGCGAGUACUCUACAACCUUAUCGUCCGACGACAUAAGAUCAACAAGAUCGAAGGAGGAAGGAGGAGGACGACGACGACGACGACGCGGUUGGGGGUACUGGGCGUCCACCCAAGCAGGCCAGAGGUCGUCUAUUUCAAGUGUCGUGAUUAUACUAAGAAGCAUAGACAUGACCCAUUCUUCUUCGACUUCAAUCAUCAUUUCAGAGAUUAUGAUAAUGGCGUUGACGGCCCGAAACUACCUGAUGAUCAAGCUUAUGAUCCCAUCUACGUUGUCCCCUUCGACGUGCUUAAGCAAGAGGUGGUGGGUGAGAUUAUACCAAUUGCUGAGAGUAAUGCGACCCAUCUGAGGUUCAAAUGUUGGGGCAUGUUCGGAGUAGGCGACCCGAUCGGCUGGGCUGUGUUUCAGCCUUCGAUUCCGUUUUGGCCGACUCCAAUUCCGGUGCCGGAUGUUGCAAAAGAAUGUGAUGAUGAAGAAGAAACAAAGAAGGAAAUAUAUGAAGCUCCUAUAGUUCGCUCAUGCGUUUACGAUGUCUGGACUUGUUGAUUAGUCAAACAGCGGCGGGCCCAACUGCAGACCAGGAACCAAUCAAAGGAGGGUGAAUAGUAAUUCCGAGUCUAAAUGAACAAGAAUUUCGUGU